UGUAAAAAUAGGCAACGGAAAAGUUCAAUUUUCACCAAGAGCACAGGCCUCGACCACAAAAAUAUUACCACAGGUACGGACGAAAUAUAAUUGUUAUUUAAAAAAUACUUGCUAUUUUGUUGUCGAGGCAUGUGCUCUAUACGAAAUUUCCGUUGAAAUGUGGCGAAACCGGUGAAAAUAUCCAGAAUAGCCGUUCAGUAUCAAGUUACCCCUCGCAGUUUUCAUACAAAAACUCAAAAGAUUUCAUCAGAAUAUCUAGCAAAUAAGAGAUCAAUAGUUGAACUUACAGAAAAUAUGGAUUUUAUCAAAAAGUGUUAAAUUUUAGAAUUCGUAAUUUUUUAGGCCGAUUUCAAGCUUUCGUGGUCUUGGCCCUUUGUCGUUAUGAAAUAUUAUUCUCUAGUUUCAAAUCUGAUGACUGUACGUACGUGCACUGAUGCCGAAAUAUUGUAUUUUGGCUGUAGUAUGUGAUGAGCAUAACUGCGUUACUGAGGCGAUCGAAAUACAUUUAAACAAUUUACCAGAACAAGAAUCUGUGUAAUUCCCGUCCGUGUUAACGCCAUACAUAAAGCAGGUGAGUGUGACGUGCGUACACACCCUUGUAUUAUUGUGUUCAGGAAUUGCGUUACUGUUCAGGUUAUUUACAUUUCAUUGUUGAUACGCUUAUGUUUUCUAUACUAUUUUUAAUCGCUAAAUACUAUUAUUUUACUUGAAUUAUCGGGUCUUCAAAUCAAUACUUUGCAUGUGACAUAUAUUAGGAAAUAUCUUUAUAAAGGUGUACUCUAUUCAACUUAUCUCUAAAACAAAACAUUGAAACAAGGCCUAAUUGGAAACUUAUCAAUUGAGUGAAUUUGUGAAUAUUGACGAGAAAAGUGUACGCCGUAUUUGCAGUGGAAAUAUUUUACAUUCAUUUAUCUGCGAGAAAACAAGUUUUACCCGUGUGACAACUGAUAGAAGGACCAUGUGUGGUUCUGGGAGAGUCAGGAGUGUUAAUAUCAUUCGGUUCUUUAUGAACUAUAUACUUCUUGCUAUAUCUAUAUAUUUGAUAAUGUUAUAUUUAUAUUCUGUGAAUUCCUUUACUUUCAUGAACAAGAAUGCGCAACUUCAAAGUGCUGUAAAUAAUGGUUUUGAAACCAAUAAACUGCAAAAUAUUCGACCAAAUUUACCGAAGAAGGAAAGUAUAGGCAUUUUAAUUCCCUCAACAACAAGAAUGAUGAAAAAGCCAAACAUAAGUACAUUCACUUUAACCAAGCACUGUUUACCUUCAAUCACUGCAACUUUUCAAAAACAGUAUACCUAUAAUAUUUAUAUAGGCGUUGAGAAGAAUGACUUUUUGCAAUCACAGAGGACUGUUAUUGAGAAAAGUUAUGAACGUGUAUACAUUGUUACAGUCCCUGGACAUACAUUUACAGCAGCAACAAACUAUAUUGCAAAUCGAGCUUUGAAAGACGGGAUGGACUAUUUUGUUCGCAUAAAUGAUGAUACAGUAUUUGAAACAUUUAACUGGACUUCUAUUGCUAUCGAGAAUUUAAAGAAAUUAAAUCCACCGAUGAUUGGUGUGGUAGGACCUAUAUGUAAGGAGGGAAACAUCGCGAUUUUAACACAAGAUAUGGUCCACCGUACACAUGUGGAAAUAUUCAAGUACUACUAUCCGCCAAUUUUCGAUAAUUUGUGGACUGAUGACUGGAUAACAAAAGUGUAUAAACCUCUGCGUUCAAAAAAACUGACUAACUGGCAAGUUAAACACCUUAUUAGAGCAAAUGGUAGAAGAUAUGAUGCAAAUAGAAGUCAAGAAUCUCUUCUAAAAGGUGUCAUUGAAUCAGAUAAAAAACGAUUAAAAGACUAUAUUUCUGAAAUAGAAAAACAUAUAAAUAAUUCAAGAUAUGGUUAUGUGAUUUGAGGAAAGAAAUUUCACAAAUGGAAUAGUGUACUUCUUUCAGAGAUCUUUGCCUUUACUUUUACAAAUGGAUACAAUUAAUCAUCAGACCAACAAAUGUAAGGCGUGAACUUGUUUUAAAAUAUAUGCAUAUUUAAAACCUUGUAUGCUAAAAUCUCUGACAAUGUAGCAAUUCUGUUUUGAAAACUGUUAUUUAAGGGUUUUAGUGCGUUUCGGCGUGUGACUUUACGGCAAAAUAUGAAAUACAAAUAGAGAAAUAAUACUUGUUUUAAGAAUUGUAUAGCAGUUAUACAGACAAAUACAACACACUUAUUAUUGAACGAAGGAUAUGGCGCAUAUAAUAUACAGAAUAAAAGUUGUUCUGUUUUGCUAACGCUGCAUAUUAUCGCAUUUGGAAUCAUAGCUUAACGUCGAUCAUUGUUUUUGGACAGGCCAAGGAGUUGUGUUGGCGCAUCAGCUUUUAGCUACCAGCUUAAUUAUUGCAAACACUACCUACUACCUUACGAACGUCGUCGAGUGUCACUCGGUAUAUCAAGAACACGAUGGGGUAUUAUGUCUUUAGCUGUGUCCACAAAGAUGUCGAGAGGAUAUGAAUUUUGUCUACCUAUUGUAGUAGCUGCUUGGAAACAGUUAGGAUGGCAUUCAAUGAUAUUUUUUUGUAGAAAGUUCAUAUGUAUGGAAUACAUCAAACAUACUCUAACUUGUAAGAGACAAAACCUUAGAUAUAGACCCAACUGCGUCAUAAUCCUUUGCUCAGGUAUCCCGGUUGUUUGCUAUAUUGUUCGCACCGUAGAUAAGACCAAACGACUUAGUUAUGACAAGAGAUAUUGAUUCAAUUCCAAUGAAAAUGAACAUUUUCGACGAAGUUGAAAAGGCAAAUAUAUCUUAGCUAAUACAGAUUGUUGUGAUUCGUUUAUACGGAAUAAUAAAGCAAUGAGUAUGCAACCAACGUCAUACGUGGCUAUGAGUGCAAGAAACUGGCUCAAAGUGAUAUUCGACGACCAUUUGAAAAAGAUGAAACACAUGCUCAUUAUAAAAGCUCUUGGUUAAUCAGAAUUAUGGAAAGGUUAUCCCUUCUAAAGAUGUUGUAAAAGGUGGAAACACAGUAUGAUUAUUAGAUCAAAGGGUUGUUUCGAUUCAGCUCUAAAAGACAAAUCUAAAAACAUACAAACGACCUCAAAGAACCUUAUAAGAAAGAGCUGACUGGGCUAGAGACAAUUCUUGGAACAAUUUUUAAUAUUGUAUGGACGCACAUGUGUAUUAUGAUUCAUUUAAAGGCACUCUGUGGAAGAAAACAUUCCGUCUUACCACUGAUAUGUUUUCGGUGGAUUUCUCAGACAAAUUAAAAGUCAACAGAGAUCAAUUUGUCAAAUACAUAAAUUACUCGACGGAACUGUGAUCAACACGUCAUAUUUUGCUUACAUCAAGUCAAUCAAGCGGAGAAGAACGAAAAGACGCAUAAACAAUAUUUUCGUUUACAGAACGUUUCAGCAGUUGAUGCAGUGUGUUCCCGACCUACACUGUUGUGUACAUAUCAUUUUUACGAAUUUAAUCCUGCCUUUCCAUUCAUUGUCUCCUUUUUCGUUAACCGAAAUAAAAUUAAAUAUACA
Molecule: messenger RNA, 3504 nt
Organism: Mercenaria mercenaria
Lineage: Eukaryota; Metazoa; Mollusca; Bivalvia; Venerida; Veneridae
Exons: 2
Coding region: 959-1897 (312 amino acids)
Source: RefSeq, a predicted model, not a curated record